This is a messenger RNA of Chanos chanos (milkfish), 2802 nucleotides long. RefSeq names its product solute carrier family 6 member 4a (gene slc6a4a). Lineage: Eukaryota; Metazoa; Chordata; Actinopteri; Gonorynchiformes; Chanidae. The record is from RefSeq and is a predicted model, not a curated record. The transcript has 14 exons. Gene Ontology annotation, molecular function: serotonin binding; serotonin:sodium:chloride symporter activity. Bases 329 to 2266 code for a protein of 645 amino acids. Gene Ontology annotation, biological process: serotonin uptake; sodium ion transmembrane transport; amino acid transport. Gene Ontology annotation, cellular component: synapse; neuron projection; plasma membrane.
AGAGAGAGCAGGGGUGAAGGGGGUGUGUCUUUAGCGCUCAACACACAGGGACGUUGGUGAGUACCACCCUGCCACAGACCCCUGCAGAACUGCGAAACAGCUGCAAGCCUGGCACAAUCUAUUUUUCCACCUGGGGUUUUUAAAGACAACUGAGGAGCCAGUCUUGAGUAACCACCUCUUUGCAUUAGUCCAACACUGCCUGCUGCUCCCCUUUUUGUGCCAAACCUUCCUCCCAUAUACCCCGUAUCACCUAAUGGGCGGCCCCUCAGACGGUUCUAGAAGUAAGCCAUCGCAGCUAGUGUCGCACCCCUAACAGCAGCCAUUGGAUAUGGAGAUGAAACAGCCGGCGACGAUGAAUAGAGAGAACGAGUGGGAGAAAGAAAAAAACGAAGAAUCGCAGGAGAACGGACGGCUCAUGGCCGACAACGUCACGGAGAAGGGUCAGAAGGCCAACUCGGGGUCAGGCCAGGUCUCCAACGGUUACCCGAGCACGUCCCCGCAGAGCCCCAGGGAGGCAGGGACGGGAGGGGGGGACAACGGGAACACUCCCGGAGCGUUCAGGACGCUGAUGGUCCAGCAGACAUGCCUGGAUCCACCCAGAGAAACCUGGAGCAAGAAGAUGGAUUUUCUCCUCUCCGUCAUUGGAUACGCAGUGGACCUGGGCAACGUGUGGCGUUUCCCGUACAUCUGCUAUCAGAAUGGAGGAGGUGCCUUUCUUCUGCCCUACCUGUUGAUGGCAGUGUUUGGGGGCGUGCCACUAUUCUACAUGGAGCUAGCGCUAGGCCAGUUCCACCGCAGUGGCUGUAUCUCCAUUUGGAGGCACAUUUGCCCCAUCUUCAAGGGUAUUGGCUUUGCUAUCUGCAUCAUUGCACUGUACAUAGCAUUUUACUACAAUACCAUCAUGGCCUGGGCUCUGUACUAUCUCCUGUCGUCCUUCCAGUCCACACUGCCCUGGACGACUUGCAACAACACAUGGAACACGGUCAGCUGCACUCGGUACCUGUCCACCGACCGCAACAUCUCCUGGACCAACACCUCUAUAUCUCCUGCUGAGGAGUUCUAUACACGGCAGGUGCUUCAGGUGCACUUGUCCCCAGGGUUGCACCAACUUGGGGCAGUUAGCUGGCAGCUAGCCCUCUGCCUUCUCUUCAUCUUCACCGUAGUCUACUUCAGCAUCUGGAAGGGGGUCAAGACCUCUGGAAAGGUGGUGUGGGUUACAGCCACCUUUCCCUACUUAGUCUUGGUGAUCUUACUUGUAAGAGGAGCUACACUGCCAGGAGCAUGGAGAGGAGUGGUCUUCUACCUGAAACCUGACUGGAAAAAGCUCCUCACCACCACAGUUUGGAUAGAUGCAGCUGCUCAGAUUUUCUUCUCCCUGGGGCCAGGAUUUGGUGUUCUUUUGGCCUUCGCUAGUUACAAUCCCUUCAACAACAACUGCUACAAAGAUGCCUUGGUGACCAGUUCGGUGAACUGCCUGACGAGUUUUCUGUCAGGCUUUGUGAUCUUCACUGUGCUGGGCUACAUGGCUGAGAUGAGACACCAAGGAGUAGAAACAGUGGCCAAGGAUGCAGGCCCCAGUCUUCUCUUCAUCAUUUAUGCUGAAGCUAUCGCCAACAUGCCUGCAGCCACCUUCUUCGCCAUCAUCUUCUUCCUCAUGAUCAUCAUGCUGGGACUAGACAGCACGUUUGCAGGUUUGGAAGGGGUGAUCACCGCCGUCCUGGACGAGUUUCCUCAUCUGUUAGCUCGAAAGAGAGAGUGGUUUGUGCUCGGCCUGGUGUGUGUCUGUUACCUUGGCGCACUCUCCACUCUCACCUAUGGAGGAGCGUAUGUGGUGAAGCUGUUUGAGGAGUACGCCACAGGACCUGCUGUCAUUACCGUGGUCUUCCUGGAGGUCAUUGCUGUUUCCUGGUUUUACGGCACAACUCGUUUCUGUAAUGAUGUACAGAUGAUGCUGGGAUUCUCCCCGGGUCUGUUCUGGAAGGUGUGCUGGGUAGCAAUCUGCCCCUGUUUCUUACUGUUCAUCAUUGGCAGUUUCCUGGCUUUCGCGCCUGACGUAAAGCUGUUUGAUUACCAGUACCCACCCUGGACCACCGUGUUGGGCUACUGCAUCGGAGUUUCCUCCUUCAUCUGUGUGCCUUCUUAUAUGGUCUAUCACCUUCUCACCACCAAAGGAACUUUUAAACAGCGACUCCUGAAGGGCAUUACUCCAGAGGCUGGUGGUGGAGGAGGCCCUCACCAAGAUCUUAUCUUCACCAGUGCUGUGUGACCGAUGUUAAGGCUCCCUCUGCUGGACAUGAAGUGUAACUGCAGGAGGAGGGGACUACACCUUAAAACGUCCCCCCCAACUACACAUCCACAGGUUUCCCUUUCAGGGGCCUCACCGAGGGUUUACCCUGUUCACCCUAUUGUUUGAUGGUGGGGCUCGGUUUGGGAAAUUUAGCAUCCUCUUUUGUUCUCAACCAUCCCUUGUACUCCUUAACAUGAUUCUGAAAGCUCAAGAGGGUUGAUUUAAUUCAUAAAGCUAAACCUUAUGAAUGGAUUUUCUGGUCUGACAGCACAAUGUGUCUCUUCAGUGACUACGUGUUUGGUUCAUCCUGAUCGUGUUCUGUUUGAUUUUUUCAUUUUCAUUCAUAUAAGUAAGGAAAAUAAUCAUUAAAUUAGCUGGAUAUACUCUGUAUUACACCUUAUUUUGACUGCUUUUCUUGAAGCCUUUUUUUUUUUCAAAUACAAUUUUAAAACAUACAGAUCGAUAAUAAUUAUAACAUUUCUGUUAAAUAUCCAUUGCAGAAUUCAGGUAUCUUU